AUGUGCCUAUUGUAACGCGGGAAAAUCUGCUAAUUUAUUUUGAAUUCUCCGCGAGAAUCUUGAGAUGUGAUGGAGCCUGGUGGAGCAGCCUUCAACAACCCCAGCAGCGGCAAGAUUGAUCAGCAGCUGAAGAUAUUAGAGGAUUUGAAGCGACAGAAUAAACUUCUCAAGUCGGGUACUCCACCCAAUCUUGUAAUGAGCAGUGUCCCUCCAGUUUCAACACAGAUUAUCUCUGAUCCUCAUGUUCCUAGUGGGCAGCAAAGGUCUGCACUAGAAUCUGCAAAUAAAACCAGUUUCGGAUACUUCAUUCCUCAGGAUUCUUCAUUCGGAAAUAUAAUACUUCCGGUUAUUCCACGGUUAAACAAGAAAUAGUUCCACUUCCUUCUACCUUAACAGCUUUAAGAUGGCUAGAAUGAAACUCAAAGAAUUAGAAUCUCAUCUGCAAGAAGUAGAAGAGUUUGAAUCCCCUAAAAUACUACUAGAGCAGUAUCCCACUAGACCACAUAUUGCAGCCUGUAUGAUUCAUACAAUGGCCUCAAGUUUUGACGAUAUCGAGAACAGGAGUAUACUAGAUCUAGGUUGUGGAUGUGGGGUACUGUCGAUAGGUUGUGUUAUGCUUGGGGCUGGAGCUGUUACAGGGGUGGAUAUCGAUCCAGAGGCUCUCGACACUUUCCAGCAGAAUAUUGUCGACUUCGACAUGGAGAAUGUCGACCUAGUCAACAUCGGCGUGAAGGAGGUUGACAAGGUUCUCAGACAGAAGUUCGAGGUCGUCAUCAUGAAUCCUCCAUUCGGGACAAAACACAAUAAAGGUUUGGAUAUGUUGUUCCUGGAGCAAGGAUUAAAGUUGGCUACCCGGGCAGUUUAUAGUUUACAUAAAACUUCUACAAGGGAUCAUGUUCUUAAAAAGGCAGAAUCAUGGGGAGCUAAACCACAAGUUGUUGCUGAGCUACGCUAUGACCUGCCUGCUACCUACAAGCAUCACAAGAAAUCAUCUGUUGAUAUUCACGUGGAUUUCAUUAGAUUUGCUGUCAGCAACUACAUAUAAUUUACCGGAGAAAUCGGCUGUUGAUAUUAACGCGGAUUUCAUAUGAUUAGCUGUCUGAAACUAGAUAAAUUCAACCGGAGAUAUCAACUGUGGAUAUUCAUGUGGAUUUCAUACGAUUUGCUGUCAGCAACUAGAUAUAUUCUACCGGAGAAAUCAGCUGUUGAUAUUCACAUGGAUUUCAUUAGAUUUGUUGUCAAAACUAGAUAUAUUCUUAGAUCCGGAGAAAACAGCUGUUGAUAUUUACGAGGAUUUCAUUAGAUUUGUUGUCAGAAACUAGAUAUUCUUUCGGAGAAAUCAGCUGUUGAUAUUCACGUGGAUUUCAUGAGAUUAGCUGCAUCAGCAACUAGAUAAAUUCAACGGGAGAUAUCACCUGUUGAUAUUCACGUGGAUUUCGUAAGAUUAGCUGCCAGAAACUAGGUAUUCUACCGGAGAAAUCAUCUGUGGAUAUUCAAGUGGAUUUCAUCAGAUUAGCUGUCAGCAACUGUGACUUUGACUUAUCAACCGGAUAAAUACAUCUGAUGACUAAUACAGUUAUCAGCUUGUGCAAACUGUUUUCUCCCAAAAACAUCUGUGAUUUAACUAUUCUUAUUAAAGAUUGUAAAAUCUUGAACAGUUAUAACACACUACAGUGACUUAUCAAGGUUUCCAUGAAUCCAGAAAAAAGUGUUCUCAUUUAUAUUUUUGUUUAUUUUUCAGA
Messenger RNA from Eurytemora carolleeae, 1742 nucleotides. It is a transcript of the gene Mettl5, whose product is annotated as methyltransferase-like protein 5. Gene Ontology annotation, biological process: rRNA methylation. Bases 404 to 1045 code for a protein of 213 amino acids. NCBI's taxonomy places the organism in Eukaryota, Metazoa, Arthropoda, Copepoda, Calanoida, Temoridae. Gene Ontology annotation, molecular function: nucleic acid binding; rRNA (adenine-N6-)-methyltransferase activity. The record is from RefSeq and is a predicted model, not a curated record. The transcript has 8 exons.